GGUUUUAGUUCAAGAUUUAUUGCACCCAACCGCUGCUUCUGAAGCUAAGAAACACAAGUUAAAGACUUUGGUCCAAGCUCCAAGAUCCUACUUCUUGGACGUUAAAUGCCCAGGUUGUUUGAACAUUACUACUGUUUUCUCUCACGCUCAAACUGCUGUUACCUGUGAAUCCUGUUCCAAGGUUUUAUGUCAACCAACUGGUGGUAAAGCUAGAUUGACUGAAGGUACUUCUUUCAGAAGAAAGUAA
Molecule: messenger RNA, 247 nt
Organism: Saccharomycodes ludwigii
Lineage: Eukaryota; Fungi; Ascomycota; Saccharomycetes; Saccharomycodales; Saccharomycodaceae
Product: 40S ribosomal protein eS27
Exons: 1
Biological process (GO): ribosomal small subunit assembly; translation
Cellular component (GO): cytosolic small ribosomal subunit; ribosome
Molecular function (GO): structural constituent of ribosome; RNA binding
Source: RefSeq, a predicted model, not a curated record